GCGGAGGGCGCCGCGUGCACCGACGGCAAGGCCGCCGCCCCGUGCUCCUUCUGCAAGUGCAGGUUCGAGCACAAGAAGGACCUGGAGCAGCACGUGCACCAGGCUCACAAGCCCUUCCGCUGCCGGCUGUGCAGCUACGUGACGCUGCGGGAGGAGUCCCUGCUGAGCCACGUGGAGAAGGACCACAUCACCGCGCAGGGGCCCGGCGGCGCCGACGCCUAUGCCGAGAAUGGCAAGCCAGAGCUGCCCCCCGGGGACUUCCCCUGCGAGGUGUGCGGCCAGGCCUUCAGCCAGACCUGGUUCCUGAAGGCCCACAUGAAGAAGCACAGGGGCUCCUUCGACCACGGCUGCCACAUCUGCGGCCGGAGGUUCAAGGAGCCGUGGUUCCUCAAGAACCACAUGAAGGCGCACGGCCCCAAGACGGGGAGCAAGAGCAAGCCCAGGAGCGAGCUGGACCCCAUCGCCACCAUCAACAACGUGGUGCAGGAGGAGAUGGUCGUGGCCGGCCUGUCCCUCUACGAG
Molecule: messenger RNA, 522 nt
Organism: Suricata suricatta (meerkat)
Lineage: Eukaryota; Metazoa; Chordata; Mammalia; Carnivora; Herpestidae
Gene: ZNF516
Product: zinc finger protein 516
Exons: 1
Biological process (GO): regulation of DNA-templated transcription
Cellular component (GO): nucleus
Molecular function (GO): RNA polymerase II cis-regulatory region sequence-specific DNA binding; DNA-binding transcription factor activity, RNA polymerase II-specific
Source: RefSeq, a predicted model, not a curated record